AUGCCCAUCCACUACAAUAUCCACACAAAAGAACCGUACCUGCGCUUACCAGAACCCUUAUCCAAUAUCAUCAUCACUCCCCACCGUCUGCACCAACUAGAAGAGACUAUCGAUGCAAAGGUCCCGCUACUCAAUGACCCCAUAAUCUACCUCAAUCUUACUGGUCCUCCGUACCCCUAUCUCCGCGAGCAUGAAGAAGAAUGGGUAAAAAUGAGGUGCGAAGCUGGAGCGCCAGUUCUCAAUGCGCUGCGUGCGGAAUUCGAGACAUCAGUCAAGGAGCAACAGUUCUUUGAUUUUUGUCCCUUUAGUGUUAUUCGUGAGGUCACGGAGCAGGAUCCUACGACUGGGGAUCCGCUCAAGGAUAUCUUGAUUGGUGAUGUUGGGAUAAGUCGGUAUUCAUUCUACGAGUAUGAGCAUGGUAGUGAGGAGAAGGCCGAGGCACAGCGAUUGAACGAUGAAUUACCUGCUGGGGAUGAGAGAAUUGUUUGGCAGAUCGGGGAUUUCAUGGCGCCUUCUCACCACGGCCGGGGAAUCAUGACGCAGGCCAUGCGAAUGGUCCUCCAAGACUGGGGCGUCCCGCGCAUGAACAUUAAGCUACUCAAGGCUGGCGCUUUUGUUGAGAAUAUCGGUAGUAUCAAGGUCUUUGAGAAAAAUAACUUCAAAGUUGUCGGCACAUUGAAGGAUUGGGUGUCUAUUUCCGAGAGCCGAGGUGGAGGAAGGAGGUCGCUUGUGCUUGUCAAAUGGAAGGGCUUAUAA
Messenger RNA from Penicillium argentinense, 756 nucleotides. RefSeq names its product GNAT family N-acetyltransferase. The transcript is spliced from 2 exons. Lineage: Eukaryota; Fungi; Ascomycota; Eurotiomycetes; Eurotiales; Aspergillaceae. Bases 1 to 756 code for a protein of 251 amino acids. Gene Ontology annotation, molecular function: acyltransferase activity, transferring groups other than amino-acyl groups. The record is from RefSeq and is a predicted model, not a curated record.